GAUUUUCUCAGAACGUUACGACUAGCGAAAAUGCGAACCUCGCUUUUGAGUUUUUGACAAAAAUAAAUGAUAAAACAUGAAAAAGGGCACUGAUAAAAAUAAGUACACAUGAAUAAGUAUUGAAAAAUUGUAGUGAUCAUUUUGUGUUGAUAAAAAUUUCAAACUAUGGCUAUUGUGUUGAAAUCACUGUCUGUUUUGUUAGGAUUGUUUUUUAUUUUUGUUGGUUUCAUCAAACUGACAAGUUUCAUUUCUAAGGAUUUACACAAAGAUCUGAGGAAAGAGUAUGUUAGAUACGCCAAAGUGUUUCCAUUUACGGAAAUGUUCGACUUUAAAGUACCAUCUAAAUGGUAUAGAAGAGUUGUUGGAACCAUGGAAAUUGUUUGUGGAGUUGCAUUGGCAUUUUACCCUCACCAUAAAGUGAAAAAUGGGGCCAAUGUUAUCCUCCUCCUCAUGACUUUGAUUGCGGUGUACUCACAUUAUAUGGUGGCAGAUAAAAUGGAAAGGACUGCACCAGCACUGGUUUUCCUGUUCAUGCUUUGUGGUCGUCUGGUAGUUUACUACCAAAUCUCCAAGAGCGCAAAUGUGGAAGAACCAACUGCCAAUGGAUAUAAUAAACAAGACUAAAUAAUUGUAGCACAAUAUUUUUUUUUAUUAAAUUCUUUAUUUUUUUUUUUCGGUUGGCAUCUGUUUGUGGUAUAAAUGUAUUUUAUUUUAGUUUCUUAAGUUUCCUUGAAGGGGAUGUGCGUUAAUAUUUAAGAAUUAUAUAUUUCUUAGUACAUAACAGUCAAUAUUUCAAGCGAAAAAAUAUUAUUCAUUCUGUCAUUUGAGCCAGUUUUCUAUGGAAGUAAAUUAUUCCUAGUUUUGUAUUUGUAGAGACCUCAGGAUAUUCAGCAAUAUUCUACUAUUUAAUAAUGUUUCUUCGGAAUUUGAUAAUAAAAUAAUAUAGAGAAUUAAGACAAAGGAAAAAUUCAAAAUUCCAAUUCAUUGUUGUCUCGACUAUAUUGAUCAGAUAUUCUUGAAUGAAGGCCAAAAUACUUAUUGGAAACAAUUCAAUUGGUCAUAAGUGAAGAAUUUUUCUUAGUAUGGAAAACUGAGAGCAUUGUUCCAAAAUUUUUAUAGAAUUUUUUACUAGGAUCGAAAUAAGGUUUAGGAUUAAGAACGACAAAUAAUUCAUGAUAAACAAAAAAAUUAUUUCUCAAUCACAUUUUCAGUCAGUUUGUUCCAUAUCAAUUCACAAAAAACUAUUAAAUUUGCCCGUAUUUAAUUGAGACAGUGAAUUUUUUUGGUAGUAAAUAAUUUUGUGUUCUCUAACAUAUUGAAUGAAAAAAAGAAACAAUAUUGUGCCUGUUUAUGUGGAAUAGGUAUCUUUUUGAAUUCAAUACCAAAACUAAUACAACAACCACAAUACAACGAUAAACUAAAGAGAUUCUCCAAAAUGAUAGUAAAAAAUAAAUAACUGAAAAAAAGCAAUGAUGAAGUACAAAAUAUAAAGGAAUUAAACUGGCGCACAAUUUUUUUAUAAACAUAUAUUAUAAUGUCAAAGUAAUUAACAUAAUUGGAAUGUGUUAUUCUUCUGAAAUAUGUGAUUUCAUAUUGUUUCCUACUCAAACAAAUCAAAUUUCACCAUGAAAUUGAUUUCAUGGCAUUCAGACAAUUUUUCAACUCUGAAAAAAGUACCUUCUCGAGCGGGACUCGAACCCGCAACCUCCGAAUUACCAGUUCGGUGCUGUAGCCAACUGAGCUCAGUUGGCUAGAGCAGGUAGAGGAGGUCCUUUUUUCAGAGUUGAAAAAUUGUCUGAAUGCCAUGAAAUCAAUUUUAUUUAUUAACACACAGACGUUAAACGAUUUUUCACGUAAUUUUCACCAUUCUGAGAAAAUGUUUCAAAUAUGUUAUUCGCUUAUAUUGUUAUUUCUCAAUUAUUGUUACUGACACCUGUAACAACUGCUGUUCAGAACAUAAAUAAUUUGUACAUAAUGAAAUUAAAACAUCUGUAUAUCCUAAUAAGCUAGUAAGAUGUAUAAUUGAAUUCAUUUGAAGAAAGAGAAGUAAAAUUUCUAUUGUGUAGAACAGUCUGUAACCUCAAACAUUAUAGAUUUGAACAAGUCUUGUAAGGUGAAUAAAGCCACUAAACAUUUUUGUGUUUUCAAGCGAUAAAAUAUUGAUUUUCCUCGAAUGAAUCAUCUCACUGCCAUUAUGUAUCAUUCAUCAAGAAAAUAUAUUAUUGAGAAUA
This is a messenger RNA of Harmonia axyridis, 2231 nucleotides long. Its product is annotated as novel acetylcholine receptor chaperone. The record is from RefSeq and is a predicted model, not a curated record. Gene Ontology annotation, cellular component: endoplasmic reticulum. Gene Ontology annotation, biological process: chaperone-mediated protein complex assembly; positive regulation of protein localization to cell surface. The coding region runs from base 166 to 624 and encodes 152 amino acids. NCBI's taxonomy places the organism in Eukaryota, Metazoa, Arthropoda, Insecta, Coleoptera, Coccinellidae. The transcript is spliced from 3 exons.